UCGGAGAAUUUACCUUUUGUUCCGCAACCCACGCUCCUUCAUGUGUUUUUUUCCCCCAAAACCACUGCAACGUACAAAAAUCACAGACCUCCCCACUAGUAUACACUGUCAACACCUUCAUUCCUUGUACAUUUCGCUUCCGUCAGCAUCAGAGAGGGAGAGAUCAUACAAUGGCGUGAAAUAUUUUAACUUCAUAUUACUGUCUCUCACUUUCCCGCAAACUUUUUUACAUCACUUACUCGGGAAUUCUCUCAACCUAGAGUCUGGACGGUUUCCGAGAUCAAAUUUGGCUGCCAAGACAUGUAUAAGAACCAAUUGCAAGAGUUGGCUCAGAGAAGCUGCUUUAACCUGCCAUCUUAUUCAUGCAUCCGUGAAGGACCAGAUCAUGCUCCUCGAUUUAAAGCUACUGUCAACUUUAAUGGAGACACUUUUGAGAGCCCUACCUUCUGUUCUACUCUAAGGCAGGCAGAACAUGCUGCGGCUGAGGUUGCUCUAAACACACUUGCAAACAGAGGCCCUUCUAGAGCAUUGGCUGCAAGAGUUCUGGAUGAAACAGGAGUUUAUAAGAAUUUGCUUCAGGAGACUGCUCACCGAGCUGGGUUAAAACUUCCCGUUUAUACCACUGUUCGAUCCGGACCAGGCCAUGUUCCCACUUUCUCAUGUACAGUUGAGCUUGCAGGAAUGAGCUUUACAGGUGAACCAGCUAGAACCAAGAAACAAGCUCAGAAAAAUGCUGCCAUGGCUGCUUGGUCUGCCUUGAGAAAAUUGUCUCAAAGUCACUCAUCAUCUCCCACUUCUCCUUCACUGGAGUCUAAAGCCAAUGAAGAACAGGAACAAGUGACCAUUGCUCGUGUCCUUGCAAGUUUACAACCAUCGGAGUCGAAUAGACCUGCAGAAAAUUAUCAGAGGCAUGUUCACCAAAGAUCCACUCCCAUCUUAUGGGAAUCAACCCAGCAAACUCCAAGCUUAUACCAUAUGCAAUGCCAGAACUGGGCAUACUUCCCUGAAAUGGCCAUGUACCAAAUCUGGCAGCAAGAACAAUUGUUACAGCAGCAAAGCCGCCUGUUGGCACUUACAGUUCCAGCAGCUACUACAUCAGUUCCUCAGAUUUAUCCAUUGAUGCAAUCUUUUUUCCAGCCAGACCAGUGCCUGUAUUUUCCAGGAAGGGAACUGGAGUCAAUCCAGAUGAGACCCAGGAUUACAAUUGCUGCGCCAGGCCCAGCAUUCUGCUUCUCAAACCAUUUGGCUCCUAGUUCAAUCAGGAGCAGUUCUACAGUAACUAUUCAAGAGAUACAGGAGGAGAAACCAGAAGAAUCAUCCAAGUACUCUUCAUCUGGAGUUUCCAAACCCCCUAGUUUUAGCAACAAUAACAAUGCUGAACCACAAAUCCUGGAAAUAGUCCAGGAGGAUGACAAGCAGAACCUUAGUGGAAUAGACGGGAAAAUUAAAAGUCUUCAGUUAGAAGGGAACCAGAGAGGACAAUUUGAGCGGGCUUCUCAUAGGAGCGUAGAUUCCAUAUUUAAGCCAGUUGAGUUACAAUUACGGAACCCGUGUAUUGAUUCUUCUCGGCCAAAUCUCAGACCCCAAUAUCCUCCAAGAGCAAGUUCCCACAGAAAUUUCAGACCACCUUCAUCUGCAGCUGCUCCCACCAAGAUCCGAACUAUGCACCCCACUGCAUCAAUGGAGGUUAGACCUCAAAAUAUGGCAUCACUUGGAGCUGCUCCACCAAGAAUGAGAACUGCAGGUCCUUCAUGUUCAACCAGGCCAUCUGAAAGAUUUAACUUUGGAGAAAUAUCUCCUGCUUUCAUGGCACCAGCUGUUCGAAUUAGAUCAGUUGUGCCCGUUUGUUCAGCUCCACCAUUGAGAAAGAUGCCAAAUUCGAUGCCAAAUUCCGGCAAUGAUGCAGUGUCGCCAAACACAGAAAGAAAGAUUUAGGACUUUCAGAUGGGGCAAGAGCGGGUUCAGAGUUCGGAAAGUUAGGUUAUGAAUGGAGUAUAGAAACACUAGAAGAUUCUCUUCUAUUAUAUUUUCGUUAUGCAAUAUGGUGGUUUUUGAGAAGCCAUUAAAGCUUCUUCAUAGUAGCAAGAAUAAACAGUACUUUGUCCA
Molecule: messenger RNA, 2106 nt
Organism: Juglans regia (Persian walnut)
Lineage: Eukaryota; Viridiplantae; Streptophyta; Magnoliopsida; Fagales; Juglandaceae
Product: double-stranded RNA-binding protein 2-like
Exons: 4
Coding region: 301-1935 (544 amino acids)
Molecular function (GO): double-stranded RNA binding
Source: RefSeq, a predicted model, not a curated record